Molecule: messenger RNA, 2620 nt
Organism: Drosophila willistoni
Lineage: Eukaryota; Metazoa; Arthropoda; Insecta; Diptera; Drosophilidae
Gene: CCKLR-17D1
Product: cholecystokinin receptor
Exons: 5
Coding region: 353-2170 (605 amino acids)
Biological process (GO): neuropeptide signaling pathway
Cellular component (GO): membrane
Molecular function (GO): gastrin receptor activity; neuropeptide receptor activity
Source: RefSeq, a predicted model, not a curated record
UGCGACCCACGAGUUUAUGACAGAAAUUUUUGUGAAUUUUUUCCGAGUGAAUUUGUGAAGUCGUAAGACGAACUUAAGUGACGCUAAGAGUUUGCAGUUCGGUAGCUACUUUAUUUGUUUUUUGUGCUGCUAUUUCUUAGCAAAAGGGAUCAGAGACAGCCUCACAAUUGGCACUUAUUAUAAUUAUAUCAGCCAGUUGCUGUCCGCUCUGGGACCGCUGGCCACCAGGGCAGCCAUUCAGCUAAAUGCCAGCUAUGCGGCAGACGAAAUAUAUGGCAUAGACGGUGGUGGCAUUGGCGGUGGUGGUGGCGGUGUUGGCGGUGUUACUGGCGAGGGCGGCGGUGGCAUUAGCAUGGGAAUGGGAAUGGGAAUCGGUGGCAUCGGACUCGGCGGCAGUGGUGACGGUAGUGGCGAUGUUAUCAAUGGCAGUGAUCUUUAUAUUUAUUAUGGCAGCGAAAUGACAUGGCCGACAAGGCAGCAGGAGUUACAUCAGCAGCAUCAGGAGCAGCAACAGCAGCAGGCACUUACAACAACCGAAUUCAUUACAAGUCCAGUGACUUCAUCAUCCAUAGUCCACAGUCCCCUGGCAAAUAAUACGAAUCGCAGUGUGGCCAGAGUGAGCGCUGAUAUACCCAUUUGGGUAAUACCCUGCUAUUCGAUUAUCCUGCUCUGUGCUGUUGUCGGAAAUCUUCUUGUGGUCCUAACACUGGUGCAGAAUCGUCGCAUGCGCACCAUAACCAAUGUAUUCCUUCUGAAUUUGGCUAUUUCGGACAUUCUCCUCGGCGUCCUUUGUAUGCCGGUAACUCUUGUUGGCACUAUUCUAAGGAAUUUCAUAUUUGGCGAAUUCCUCUGCAAACUAAUACAAUUCGCUCAAGCCGCUUCGGUAGCCGUUUCCUCUUGGACUUUGGUGGCCAUUUCCUGCGAACGUUAUUAUGCCAUUUGUCAUCCAUUGAGAUCUCGGACUUGGCAGACCAUUAAUCAUGCCAAUAAGAUCAUUGCAAUGAUUUGGUUGGGCAGUUUGCUUUGCAUGACCCCAAUUGCGGUUUUCAGUCAACUGAUGCCAACGAGUCGGCAAGGUUUUCGCAAAUGCCGCGAUCAAUGGCCUGCCGAUAGUUUGAACUAUGAAAUUGCUUACAAUUUGUUCUUGGACUUGGCUCUGCUUGUCUUGCCUUUAUUGGCAUUGACAUUUACCUAUUUGUUUAUAACAAGAACUCUCUAUGUCAGCAUGCGAAAUGAGCGAGCUAUGAAUUUUGGUAGCAGUGGCCCGGAAAUAAAUCAAAGUCAAUCGGCAAUAACCACCACACAAGUCAAUAAUGGUAGUAGACGUUCCAAUGCUCAAUCUCUUGAUAUGAUGCUACAACACCAGCAACAACAACAACAGCAACAACAACAACAGUUUGUUGGCAAUGUCCAGUAUUAUUAUGUUGAUGGCUAUAACCACGGGGGAAGCAAACGCAAAUUGCUUGGUGGCAGCUGUGAAGGACGACGUCAUCUUUAUUGUAUGCGUAGUGCUUCGGUUAAGUCGCUGCGUCAACAGCAGCUUCAACAGCCCAUCAAUGGAAGUGGCAUUGGAGGUGCCACAGAUUGCUGCAGCAGGGCCCAACGCAUGCGCCACCAGCAACAACAACAGCAACAGCAACAACAACAGCAGCAACAGCAACAGUAUUAUGAGUCGCAUGAAUCGCGUAGAAAGAGUAUUUCGCAACCGAGUUUACGUAUUACAGAGGCCGCUCUACGAAGCAUUGUGCCACGUCGUUCCAACGAGAACAAGAACUUGGAGAGCAAGAAGCGUGUCGUGAAAAUGCUCUUUGUUCUGGUAUUGGAGUUUUUCAUUUGCUGGACCCCCUUGUAUGUGAUCAAUACGAUGACAAUGCUGAUUGGUCCUGUUGUCUAUGAGUAUGUGGACUAUACCGCCAUUAGUUUUUUACAUUUGCUGGCCUAUUCAUCCAGUUGCUGCAAUCCGAUUACCUACUGUUUCAUGAAUGCCAGCUUCCGGCGGGCCUUUGUCGAUACGUUCAAGGGAAUGCGUUUGUGUCAUACAUCGGAAUGGUUUUGCUUCUGGCGUCGUCGCUCCAAAAUGGAACAGAAUCUAUCCGUGGCAGGCAAUUCAAUUGCAUUGGCCAAUUCGGUUAUGUCAAGCCAUACAAUAUUAGAGAGUCCACGUCUAUGAGAGAGCAGGAAGUCACUCAUGAAAAAAUGUACACGCGGCAAUUUGAGCGGAAUUUUGGGCAAUAGGCCCAUUGGCACACCCACAACUCACUCUGGCCAGAUGAUGGAAACAGAGUCGCUCUAAAUUGACAAGAGGCCCCAUUCCCGUUCCCCCCCUCCAUGUGAUGUGAUGAUGAUGAUAAAAACAUUAAAAAUAUAAAUAUAUACAUACAUGUAUUUUAUGUGAAUGAAACUGAGAAUAUUAAUUACUGUGGUUAUCAACGUACUCGAAGUUGUCAUUUGUUAAGGCGUUUACCUAAGGAAUCUCUAAUACAAAUCUAUUCAUUAUUAAUUAUGUCUCAAUGCAAAACUAAAUAUUACAUAAAAUACUCUACUAGUUCAAUGUGAAUUGUUAGAAAUGACCCCCUCACCACUAAAAUAAACCAAACUAAAACUGAAAUUUAAAUGUUUU